This is a messenger RNA of Sinocyclocheilus rhinocerous, 990 nucleotides long. Its product is annotated as pyroglutamylated RFamide peptide receptor-like. Gene Ontology annotation, molecular function: neuropeptide receptor activity. Gene Ontology annotation, biological process: G protein-coupled receptor signaling pathway. The transcript is spliced from 6 exons. The record is from RefSeq and is a predicted model, not a curated record. Lineage: Eukaryota; Metazoa; Chordata; Actinopteri; Cypriniformes; Cyprinidae. Gene Ontology annotation, cellular component: plasma membrane.
ACCAGCCUGCGCUUUGUAAAACUUUGAUUUGUUUCGUCCCGCUUUUAAAGACAAGCUUUAUACAUGGGGGAUACGAAAAUUACUCCCGAAGUGUUGGAGCAACUACUACAGUUUUACAAUCUUACUCGUCAGGAGUUUAUUAAGACGUAUGAGAUUCAGCCGUUGGUUUACAUCCCUGAGUUACCGGCCAGCGCCAAAACUAUAUUUGUUAUUGUGUACACUGUGAUUUUUCUCCUGGCUCUCAUUGGCAAUAGUCUGGUUGUCUAUAUUGUCUUAAGAACGCACGGGAUCCAGACCGCCACAAAUAUUUUCAUCUGCUCUCUAGCCGUCAGCGACCUCCUGAUAUCUUUCUUCUGCAUCCCAUUCACUCUGCUGCAGAACAUCUCUUCUGAAUGGUUCGGGGGUGUGUUGGUGUGCAAAACAGUUCCCUUUGUUCAGACCACUGCUAUUGUGACUGGCAUUCUCACAAUGACCUGCAUCGCUGUGGAGAGGUACCAGGGGAUUGUACACCCUCUGAAAAUCAAAAGACAGUCAUCUGAAUAAUAGUGUUUUCAUUCCCUGUUAGGGGUUGUCUGGAUCGCAGCCAUGCUGGUUGGAUCUCCAAUGCUCUUUGUUCAACAUUUAGAGGUGAAAUAUGAUUUUCUAUAUGAUCUCCAUCAUGUGUGCUGUCAGGAGCGCUGGAGCUCAAGUGCCCACAGGAAGCAGUAUGCUACUUUUAUUCUAGUGUUCCUCUUCCUCCUGCCUCUUGCAGCCAUGCUGCUACUCUACACCAGAAUUGGUAUUGAGCUCUGGAUUCGCAAACAAGUUGGAGAUUCUUCAGUGCUCAAUGCCAUGAACCAAAGGGAGGUCAGCAAAAUAUCCAGAAAGAAGCGAAGGGCCAUCAAGAUGAUGGUCACCAUUGUUGUGCUGUUUACUGUCUGCUGGGCACCUUUUCAUACAGUUCAUAUGCUGUUUGAAUACAGUAAGAAAAACAAAGUGUCCGUUUCCUGA